GGCGCCCCGGCUCCCCGCACCCCCGAUCGGGGCCGCCGCCAGCAGUGGCGGUGGCGGAGGCGGGGGCAGCGGCGGCGGCGGAGGCGCCUCUGCAGCUCCGGCUCCCCCUGGCCUCCCGGGAACUACAAGUCCCAGGGGGCCUGGCGGCGGGCGGAGGACGGAAGAGGCGGGGUCGGCGCCGCGAGGCCGGAAGUGGCCGUGGAGGCGGAAGUGGCGCGGCCGCGGAGGGGCCUGGAGCGCGGCGGCGGGACCCGGAGCGGGAGCAGCGGCGGCGGCGGCUGGGGGCGGCGGCGGCGGCGGCAGCGGCGGCGGCGCGCUGGAGGUGGCCAUGGCAAAGCAGUACGACUCAGUGGAGUGUCCCUUUUGUGAUGAAGUGACCAAAUAUGAGAAGCUCGCCAAGAUCGGCCAAGGCACCUUUGGGGAGGUGUUUAAAGCCAAGCACCGCAAGACCGGCCAGAAGGUGGCUCUGAAGAAGGUGCUGAUGGAGAACGAGAAGGAAGGGUUCCCCAUUACAGCCUUGCGGGAGAUCAAGAUCCUCCAGCUUCUAAAACAUGAGAAUGUGGUCAACUUGAUUGAGAUUUGUCGAACUAAAGCUUCCCCGUAUAACCGCUGCAAGGGCAGUAUAUACCUGGUGUUCGACUUCUGCGAGCAUGACCUUGCUGGACUGUUGAGCAAUGUUUUGGUCAAGUUCACGCUGUCUGAGAUCAAGAGGGUGAUGCAGAUGUUGCUUAAUGGCCUCUACUACAUCCACAGGAACAAGAUCCUACACAGGGACAUGAAGGCUGCUAAUGUGCUCAUCACCCGUGAUGGGGUCCUGAAGCUAGCAGACUUUGGGCUGGCCCGGGCCUUCAGUCUGGCCAAGAACAGCCAGCCCAACCGCUAUACCAACCGCGUGGUGACGCUCUGGUACCGGCCCCCGGAGCUGUUGCUCGGGGAGCGGGACUACGGCCCCCCCAUUGACCUGUGGGGUGCUGGGUGCAUCAUGGCGGAGAUGUGGACCCGCAGCCCUAUCAUGCAGGGCAACACGGAGCAGCACCAGCUCGCCCUCAUCAGCCAGCUCUGUGGCUCCAUCACCCCUGAGGUGUGGCCAAAUGUGGACAAAUACGAGCUAUUUGAGAAGCUGGACCUUGUAAAGGGCCAGAAGCGGAAGGUAAAGGACAGGCUGAAGGCCUACGUGCGUGACCCCUACGCGCUGGACCUCAUCGACAAGCUGCUCGUGCUGGAUCCCGCGCAGCGCAUCGACAGUGACGACGCCCUCAAUCACGACUUCUUCUGGUCUGACCCCAUGCCCUCGGACCUCAAGGGCAUGCUGUCCACCCACCUGACGUCCAUGUUUGAGUACCUGGCGCCGCCGCGCCGGAAGGGCAGUCAGAUCACCCAGCAGUCCACCAACCAGAGCCGCAAUCCUGCCACCACCAACCAGACGGAGUUCGAGCGUGUCUUCUGAGGGCCGGCGAGUCACUAGGGCUAUUUUAUUUUUUCUUCUGCCGUGUGACGUGGAUUGUGGAGAUAAUGAGGCAUUUGAGUUUUUUUCUCUAGUGCAUAUUUUAUUUAAUCCCUACCCUGGGCACUGGGAACAACCAGCCGAGCGGACUGGAGUGAAGCGUUGGCUGGAGGGUCAGGAGGGCCUGGGGGCCGCCCCGCUCCCCGGCUUUCCGGAUGGUGCUCAGAGGGUCUCCGUUUACUUUACGACACGAAAGGGGUGGGAGGAGAGGCUUACCCACCAGUGACUUUGUAACAGCUCUCAGCACAAUGGGAGAAGGGGACAGGCCCCUUAUCCAUCCCCAGCCUUUCUCUUCGGGUGAGAAACUAGCGUGGGAACAGGGCCAGCCUCGGGGCCGGGCUGCUCAUAGCCUAACCCCUGCAAGCAUUGGGGCUGGCGAAAACUCUUGGUUUCUUGAGUAGGAGAAUUUUUUUCGUGUUUCUUUUGUUCAGUCGUUCAGAGACAUUCCUGGAUACAGUUUGGUCAGUUAUGAUUAAAAGUUGACUUUUUUCCCAGUAA
This is a messenger RNA of Microcebus murinus (gray mouse lemur), 2002 nucleotides long. RefSeq names its product cyclin dependent kinase 9 (gene CDK9). The record is from RefSeq and is a predicted model, not a curated record. Gene Ontology annotation, molecular function: RNA polymerase II CTD heptapeptide repeat kinase activity; cyclin-dependent protein serine/threonine kinase activity; ATP binding. Gene Ontology annotation, biological process: protein phosphorylation. Gene Ontology annotation, cellular component: nucleus. Lineage: Eukaryota; Metazoa; Chordata; Mammalia; Primates; Cheirogaleidae.